Anneissia japonica is the source of this 1229-nucleotide messenger RNA. Its product is annotated as omega-amidase NIT2-like. The transcript is spliced from 3 exons. Gene Ontology annotation, molecular function: omega-amidase activity. Gene Ontology annotation, biological process: oxaloacetate metabolic process; L-glutamine metabolic process. Gene Ontology annotation, cellular component: mitochondrion. Bases 31 to 258 code for a protein of 75 amino acids. The record is from RefSeq and is a predicted model, not a curated record. NCBI's taxonomy places the organism in Eukaryota, Metazoa, Echinodermata, Crinoidea, Comatulida, Comatulidae.
UUACAGAAGGCAAGGGCGCUCGAUAAUCAGAUGUACGUUUCUGCCAUUUCACCUGCCCGUGAUGAAAGUGCUUCCUACGUUGCCUGGGGACACAGCACAGUGGUAAAUCCUUGGGGUGAAGUAGUUGCUAAGGCCGGUCACAUGGAGGACACUAUUUAUGCUGACCUGGACAUCAGGUACCUGGAAGAUGUCCGACAACAGGUACCAGUCCAGUUCCAAAAACGAACUGAUGUUUAUAAGCUCAGUGAAGCAGUUUGACGCCUGCCAAUAAAUGUCUACAGAUGCUACACUCUUACAGUAUGGAAAGAAGAGACGAAAUCAUGCAAAAUUCAUAAAGAAGGAUGCCAUGGGAAUAUAACAGCAAAGUUACUAGCUAUUAAAAUAGGUUUGGAAGUUGAUAUAUGUGGUAUAAUGGACAAGAAGGGAUAAUUGAGGGAUGCAUUUAUGUAACAAAUGUCAGGUUUAUUGGACAUCGUAGAGUGAGAUAUCGUGGAUUUGUUUCUGGCAAAGAAAUGAUCAUAAUGUAUUAAACUUGAUUUGAGUGUAUUCUGCACUGUGCAGUAAUCCGCAACUUAAUAUUUAGGUAUUGGGAACUUUGUAUUUUUCAAUUAUCAUGAAUAAUAAUGAAAGAACUCAGGGUUUAUUUAUAUUUUAAUCACUUGAAAAAUCAAUCACUUAUUAUCAAAUCUGUGGGAUAUAUUUUCUACUAGGUUGUUGAAUAUUUUGGCCAAAGGCUAGAGAGAUGCUUUGACAUCGCCCCACAAGCCAACCUACUGGGUAGAGAAACAGGCUAGGCCUACUCAUAACCAUCAUUUUAAUUUUACUAGUAGUGUUUCUGUUGGUAGUGAGUUCAGUGAGUAAGAACGAGUGAUGCUCACUGAAACUUUUGGAUUUAUUUCCAAAGGAGUGGACAAAUACAAGUACUGUACUUCAUUGCAGAAAUAGGACAUGUUAACAGACAAAAUUGAUAAGGAUAAGUAUCACCAAAAGUUGGGUGUCUGUAGCAGAAUGUUACCUUUUUUUUUGGUUGUAGGCCAGAUUGUUGAAAUCCAGUUUGCCGAAUGCCAGAUUGCUGAGACCACUUUUUGCAGAAUCAUAGUUUGCCGAGUACCAGUUUACCGACUUAAAAACAAUGAAUCCCAGUUGCCGAAAUCCAGUUAUUACUGGAUAGGAUUGGAUUUAUUCGGUGUAAACACCAAGGAUAGCCCACGAAAGUCUAGAAGAAGACU